Penicillium digitatum Pd1 is the source of this 1269-nucleotide messenger RNA. RefSeq names its product glycoside hydrolase family 16 protein. NCBI's taxonomy places the organism in Eukaryota, Fungi, Ascomycota, Eurotiomycetes, Eurotiales, Aspergillaceae. Gene Ontology annotation, biological process: carbohydrate metabolic process; fungal-type cell wall organization. The record is from RefSeq and is a predicted model, not a curated record. Gene Ontology annotation, molecular function: glycosyltransferase activity; hydrolase activity, hydrolyzing O-glycosyl compounds. Gene Ontology annotation, cellular component: fungal-type cell wall.
AUGCGGUAUCGCCUGUUUCUUGCAGCUCUGGCUGCUUGGUUCUCCCUCGUUCUCGCUCAGAAAUCCCCAGACUGCAAUGCCUUUGAUAAAACCUGCCAGUCGAACAAAGGUACCAUCAAAGGUCGUAUCAAAUACGACUUGACGGAGACGUCAGCUUUGAAUGACUGGACAGCAGUUGGGGGAGCAGUAGUCACUGGCCCUGAUGGCGCAGAGUUCACGAUCCACAAGCAAGGUGAUGCCCCGACAAUAGUAACAGACUACUACAUCUUCUAUGGCGAGGUAUCUGUUGAGAUGAAGGCUUCCCCCGGUACCGGCAUCGUCAGCUCUGUCUACAUGUUGUCAGACGCGAAUGAUGAGAUUGACUGGGAAACCCUGGGUGGGUUUACCGACAAGUUACAGACCGACUACUUCGGCAAAGGUGACACUAGUGAAGGUUACCAUCGCUGGACCUGGCAGUCUGUGACGACCCCGCAAAAAGAGUUCCAUCAGUACACUUGGAUUUGGUCCAAGGAAAAACUUUCAUGGGCGAUCGAUGGCACCGUUGUCCGGACCGUUGACUAUGCUGAUGCGAAAGGGGGCACUCGCUUCCCACAGACACCGAUGCGCGUGAGAAUUGGCAUCUGGGCAGGAGGUGAUCCGAGCAGAAUCAAGGGCACUAUCGACUGGGCUGGUGGCGAGACUGAUUACUCCAAGGCACCGUUCACGAUGUAUGUCAAAUCGGUUGAAAUCGUCAACUACACUCCGGCGGAGAGCUAUGUCUAUUCCGAUAAAUCUGGUUCUUCAGACAGCAUUGAGAUCAAUGGUGGCGUCCCCUCGGGGGAGACUUCAAGUUCGACCGGUUCUGGCACUUCGACGACUGCCGAUGUUGCCUCGUUGACUUCGUCUUCCGCGGGUUUAUCUACUGCGACCUCGUCCGUCGCUUUGAGUUCAGCCAAUCCAGAGACCAAAACCACUACUGACCUUGCUACAUCCUCCCCGUAUCUUGCGGCUUUGUCUUCUUUGGUCUCGUCUUCGAACAAUUCGGGUGCUGACAUUGAUUCUUUCAUUUCCGCCCCUGCCCUCCCGACGGCCUCAUUCACUAAGCCCCAAAGCACUGUCUUGCGUUCCAGUUCGACCUCAGCAGUGAGCUCCAUAAUCGCAACUAGCCAGGCUUCUCAUUCUAGCACUGGUGCUGUCGCUUCGGUCACCAGUUCUUUCAACUCCGCUUGUGCCCCGGGCUCGGGUUAUCUUGCCAUUCUAACACUGAUACUAGGAUUAGUUCAGGCGUAG